AAGAAAAUUAAAAUGUUGCCAAAUUGUACCGAGGACAUUCCCAGUACUUCUCUGCAGGGUACUAUUCAGGAGGAGACGGUUAAGUUACUGAGAUGGAAGAUGGAGACAGAUAUGAGGAAAGAAGAAUAUGAAAGAAAGCAGAAGAUGACAGAAGGAUUGGCUGAACGUCAACGUGAUCUGCUGCUUAAGUUGGAGGGGGAGAAGGCGGAGUUGAAUGAAAGAUUGAUAAACCUGGAGGUGGAGAAGGAUCAACUCUACCAUCAAGUUAUCUACACUCGGGGGGAGCUCGAGGUACACUCUGCUCAGCUGGAGCUGUUCACCAACCAGCUCAACAGGAGUAAGGUGGACGGAUCCAACAAGCAGAAGGAGAUGGGGUUGGUUGAGAAUAGUCUGACUGAUCUAAGUUAUAGGUUUCAGAAUCUCAAUAAUAACCAUGAUGAAAAGAUCGGUGAGAUUAGAUCAAGGAUUAAUCUCUUGGAGACGGAGAAACAGAAAUCUACAGAAACCUUGGUGGGACGGAUCGGGGCGCUCAAGGAGAAACUAAACCUUACUCAUGACAAGGUUAAAACCCUGGAGGAGAAAGUGAACCUGAUCGGACAGGAUCUGCUGGAAAAGUCUCAAAUCCUAUUCGGAAAAGAGAAUAUCAUCAUCAAGCUGAAGGAAGCUUUGAACAUGGAGAACAAGAAGAAGAAGGAUAGUGAAGACAUCUCCGAAAAAGAACUAAAUCUUGUCUCCAUUAGGGUUGAGGAGCUGAAGUCUGAUAUAGGUUCUCUUAAUGCUGAAAUAUCCGACCUUGAAAAUUCUCAUGUUCGUGAAAAACUAGAUAUCCAGGAUAUCCUCUCUAGUAUUGAUCAACUAACCCAGGAAAAGGCGGGUUUAAUAAAAUCCAACGAAGAUUUGAUUAAUCUGAACAACUUCUUGUCGACAAAGUCCAAGAUGUUGUUGAAGGAUGUUGAGGAGGUGAGGGAGGACAACAACCUUCUGCAGGUGAAGAUGGCGGAGUUGGAAAAACUGAAGGAAGAAUAUAAGAUUGCAAACUCGGAGCUCUCAGCUUCCGAAGAAAGGAACAAGGAUCUGAAGAACCAGGUCCGGAACCUGAGCAGGGUUAGGAAGGAGAAGCUGGAGCUGAACACCAGAGUUCUGGAUCUAGAAAAACAGAUUUAUGAAACCCGCGAAACUUACGAAACUUACGAAACCCAGGCUGAAGAUGAGUUAAAGAAAGGAAAACAGGCCAUGGAGGAUGGAAUAAGACAGGAGUUGGAGAGAUCCUCUGAACGUGAGGCAGAAAUUGCUAGUUAUGUUUCUAGGAUAAAGAAGGCCAGAGAGACCAACCUUCUCCUGCAAUCUGAUAUUGCUGUGAUAGAUGAGAAACUGGAGGCAGUGAAUAAGGAGAGGAACAAAGUGGAGAAGGAAAUGAAGAUCAUGGUUCAAAGUAGGACGGAAACAAUGAAGAAGAAUGAGCUGCUAAGAGAAAGGUUAGCUAAGAUUAGGAGUGACGGAGAAACAGCUCUGAAACAAAAAUCAGAUGAGAUCCAAGGAUUGAAAGAUUUUGUGAAGAACCGAUCUAAGUAUAGAACUGCAGAGAGCGGACGGGUUCACUCCAUGCAGGGUAUUUUAUUCACACUAACGGAGGAACUAAAGAGGAAGAGAAGUUUGGUUUUAGAAAACCAAAGAAGAAUACAAGAGGUUCAAAAGAAAUCUAGAAAGCUAGAGGAGUUGAAGAAAAAGAAUACGGAAACUAUGGUUGCUGAGGAGAGAAGAGAGGUGAAGGUUCGAAUCCAACUGGAGAAAUAUACAGAGGACUUGAUCUACCUGGAGACUAGUAUCCAGGACGCAUUCCAGGAGAAAAAAAUUGCAGAACAGAAAACUCAAAGUUUAUUACAACAACGUGAAUCCCAGAAGGAGUUAAGGAAGAGGUUGGAGAAGGUUGAGGUUGAAACUUCCCAGCUGGAUACUGUGGUUGGAGAACUACAGGAGAAGAUAAAGGAGAACGAGAAGGUUGAACUGGAGAAGAGGGAGGAGUUGAGUAGAGUUGAGGAGGAGGAUAGAGAGGAGAGAGCCAGGAUAAUGAUAUCUAUUCGUCAGAAGGAAGAAGUUAGCAGAAAGAACAAAGAGCAGCUAGAGGUUGAGAUAUCCGACCUCACGGAGAAGAUAAAAGAUAAGGAAACUAUGCUCAAGGAGAAGGCUGAAGAGAUAAAAUCAAUCAAUGAGAACACUCAGAGCAAGGGUUCCGUUGUAAACCAAAUCUUGAAGGAAACUGAAAUCCUCAUGGCUAAGUUGGAGAAUCUUACAAUCCAGAGAAAGGAGUCGCCAUACGCCCAAACCAGAAACCUUUCCCAAACCAAGGAUUAUUCUAAUCCGAGGAAGGAUGGUUCCCAAACCAAGGAUUAUUCUACUCUAAGGAAGGAUGGUUCCCAAACCAAGGAUUGUUCUACUCCAAGGAAGGAUGGUUCCCAAACCAAGGAUUAUUCUACUCCAAGGAAGGAUGGUUCCCAAACCAAAAAUUAUUCUACUCCAAGGAAGGAUGGUCCUCAAACGAAGGAUUAUUCUACUCCUAGGAAGGAUUGUUCAACUCCUCCUAGGCAACUGAGUACAAAGAAGAAGGAUGUUUACGACCUUGAUUUCACAGAAAGCAGUGAUAGUUCUAGUCCGGUUCAACUGGGGGAUAUUUUCCACACGAAAAAAACUGAAACUAAGGACUUGGUUUCAAGGAGUCAGCCUAGAGUACAGAGUUUGACUACUCCGACUACAAGGAUUUCUAAUCUUGGUAGAUACUCCGACCCUAGUGGUAUGCGUCGAACUCCAGUUUAUGCCAGAUCCGUAACACCUUUAACAAGGCUAGGAGGUGGAGCAACCAGGAAAGUGAACUACAUGGAAACCCAUGAAGGAAGUGGGGAUGAUAAGAAGACUGGUCCGACUACUGACAUGACCUCCAAGGCUAACAAGAUUUCAGGCUGGACAACGGAUGAGAGUGAAUUAGAAUAGAUGUACAGAGGAGUAGAAUUCUAGAUCCACUUUCCUUUACAUUAUCCCCUUCCUCUUUACAUGAUCCCUUAUUCUAUCCUGAUCCCUUAUUCUGUUUAGACCCCUUAUUCUAUCCAGAUCCCUUAUUCUUUCCAGAUCCCCUUAUUCUUUCCAGACCCCCUUAUUCUUUCCAGACCCCUUAUUCUUUCCACAUCCCCUUAUUCUAUCUAAGAUCCUUUAUUCUCUUCAAAUCCCUUUUUCUAUCCAGUUCUACUUUUUCUAUCCAGAUCCCUUAUUCUUACCAUGAUGCCUUAUUCUAUCCAGAUCCUCUUAUUAUAUCCAGAUCCCCUUAUUCUAUCCAUGAUCCCUUAUUAUAUCCAGAUCCCCUUAAUCUAUUGAGAUUCUCUAAUUAAUCCCUAAUCCCUAAUUCUAUCUUUUUUAAAUGUUCCUAAAUCAAGUUAAGAUUACUAAUUGAAUUUAGUUCUCCUGAUUAGAUAAAGUAUCCACUAUAUGGACUUAUUUAAACCUGAUUGUUUCGUUACAUAACAUUCUUUAAAGAAUUUGGGAAAUAUGAUUUAAUUGUAAAUGUAUUGUGCUAAUUUUGACAUAAUGUUUUAGAUAUAUAUUACCUAUCAGACCUAUAUUUUGAAAAUUCACUAAAAAUUAUUAAUUUAACAUCUUAAUCUCAUCAUACUUUUGAAAUUUUUGCUAAAUUAAAAAUGAUGGUUAAGUAAUAUUCUGACAAAAUUGCCUUUAAUAUUUGUAUAAAAUAUCCAUCUCUUCUGAACCUGUUCAGUGUAUUCUUAUAAAUCUACGGAUUUAUCUUCUGUUUUAAUUAAAUUAUAUAAAUUCUAAUAA
Molecule: messenger RNA, 3822 nt
Organism: Eurytemora carolleeae
Lineage: Eukaryota; Metazoa; Arthropoda; Copepoda; Calanoida; Temoridae
Product: golgin subfamily A member 4
Exons: 14
Coding region: 13-2985 (990 amino acids)
Source: RefSeq, a predicted model, not a curated record